Messenger RNA from Suillus bovinus, 1045 nucleotides. RefSeq names its product pyrimidine 5-nucleotidase. Gene Ontology annotation, biological process: nucleotide catabolic process; pyrimidine nucleobase metabolic process. The transcript has 6 exons. Bases 118 to 855 code for a protein of 245 amino acids. Lineage: Eukaryota; Fungi; Basidiomycota; Agaricomycetes; Boletales; Suillaceae. The record is from RefSeq and is a predicted model, not a curated record. Gene Ontology annotation, molecular function: nucleotidase activity.
CUUGCUGGCAGGAGAGUGUGACGGGCUUUAGCCACAACCACAUCAGUCUGCUGGCCAAACUACUUUUAAACAGGACGCUGUCUGAUUCAUACCAUAAUCUUUAUACCCUCGCUGACGAUGUCUCCGGAUACACCUAACGAAGAUCCUAGAUCAAUCGUUUGGUUUGACAUCGACAAUACACUAUAUUCUGCCAGCGCCAAGAUUUCCCAAGCUAUGGCUCAGCGCAUCCAUGCAUACUUUGUCGAUCUUGGACUCGAUGAGGAUGAAGCCUCUGAGUUGCAUCACGCAUACUACACUCAGUACGGACUUGCACUUCGCGGUCUAAUGCGUCAUCAUGACAUAGAUCCCAUGGAUUUCGAUCAAAAAUGUGAUGGAACACUUCCUCUCGAUGAUCUCAUUAAACCAGACCCGAGGCUUCGAAAGCUCUUUCAAGAUUUGGACAGAACGAAGGUGCGCGUAUGGGCGUUGACUAAUGCAUACAAGAACCACGCACAACGAGUGCUCAAGAUAUUAAACUUAGAAGACCAGAUUGAAGGACUUGUUUAUUGUGAUUAUCAGCAAAUCGGCUUUACUUGCAAGCCGGAACCAGAUUAUUAUCACAAUGCCAUGAAGGAAGCAAAUGUUUCGGACCCAUCUAAAUGUUACUUCAUCGACGAUAGCCAGCGCAAUGUCACAAGCGCUAAGGAACUUGGGUGGGGUCAUUGUGUACACUUUUGCGAGGUCGGUAUGGAAAUUAUGGAUGGCGGAAAGACGAAGCAACUUGUUCGAAACACCAAUGAUAAUGACCCCGAAAGCAUCCCGCAGAUCACUGAUUUAGAAGAAUUAAGGACUUUAUGGUCCGAGAUCUUUGUAUAACAGACUUCUAGACGAAAGAACAGAGUACUUGCAUGUGGAGUCUGGCGUUUAAAGAUAUGACAUGAAUAAUAAGGAAAUUGGGAUCAGAACAUGGUGUUGAUCAAACAGGUAGGAGACAUCAAAAGGGUCGAAUUAGAACUAUUAGUUCUGGGACGCCUCAAAUGUUCUAUCGCUUGUAGCAGUCUCUGAU